GCGGACUCGGCGCGCGUUCUGCCACGAUCGACGCGCAUUCGCGAAAAGCAAGUCAAUUACAAUUUUUGCAAUGACAUAUUUACAAUAGUGAGGAAUGUGACCGGACAGUGAAAAAAAAAUGUAAACAAACUCCUUCGGACGCAACUGUAAAAAACUUGAAGUGAUUAGAAAAAAAAAUGAGUUCCAAUUCCGAAUAAGGAUUUAAAAUGUUCGAAGCAAAAGAGUUCGUUCCGAAUUUGAAAUACAGUGUUGCCAAGGUAAAAAUUGAAGAUGGACUUGACUACUCGGCGGGAUAUACUGGAUGGAACAGCUGUUCCGGGAGAGACUAUACUGAAUGGGGAACAGGUGUGUCGGGAACUAGUGAACGGAACGGAGGGGCCGUGUGACGUCACGGGGGCCACGGAGGCGCCGAGGAAGACAAGCUCGUUCAGCAUCAGAAACCUGGUGGGAGGAGAGGACUCUGAGAGGUCGGCCGACGGCUCCGCGAAUGCGAACGAUGAAUAUUAUCAAGACCAGUACCAAAAGUACAACCCCACCAUGGGGGUCUCGGAAGCGCCUAAAGACGACUCCCCCCGGACGACCCCCGAGCUGUCCAGGACCGACCAGUCCCCUGCCUCAGAGCGACCUCCCCCAGGGUCGGCAGACAGCGAUGAUGCAGACGAGUUCGCCCCCAAGAGGAAGCAGAGGCGAUAUAGGACCACCUUCACCAGUUUCCAGCUCGAGGAGUUGGAGAAGGCCUUCUCGAGGACACAUUAUCCUGAUGUGUUUACUAGAGAAGAACUCGCAAUGAAGAUCGGACUUACGGAAGCUAGAAUACAGGUGUGGUUCCAAAACCGUCGAGCGAAGUGGCGCAAGCAAGAGAAGGUGGGCCCCCAAGCGCAUCCCUACAACCCCUACCUAGCCGCGAGUGGGGGCGCCCCCCCUCCGUCGGUCGUCGCGUCCAUGCCCAACCCCUUCUCACAGCUGGGCUUCGGGUUCAGGAAGCCGUUCGACACUAAUGCCUUGGCGUCUUUUAGAUACGCCGGCGGUCCAGUGCUGGGCGCCCAAUACCUCGGAGCGCCUCUACCCCGCCCGCCUCUCUUCAGCGCCCCCCUCUACACCAGCUCACCCCCCUUCCACUCCCUCCUAGCGGGCCUGGCCGCCCCCCCUCGGCAGUCCCCCGACCCCCCUCCAGUUUCACCCCCUAUAUCACCCGGCAGCGAGUCCCCUCCAAACGCUCCAGAAGUUGAAAGAAGAAGCUCCAGUAUUGCUGCCUUGAGAAUGGCGGCAAGGGAACACGAGCUCAGGCUGGAGAUCCUUAGGCAGAGACACCACACAGACUUGAUUAGUUGAGCUCCACCACAGACCACAAGGAAUUCACUCGUUGGCGGGAACAAGCGUGGCGUUUGACAUUUGCGUCAGUGUUGCCCUGUAAGAUAAUAAUAGUAAAUAGUAGAUUUUAUAUUACACAACUUGGUAGGAUUUCUAAUGUGCAUUAAUUGGAAGGGGUAAAAACAUAAAUAAAUCGAACUCGGCAUAAAAUUACGUAGAGUGCCUUAUUAAAUAUUGUAAUUAGAUUGAAUAUGUAUGGAGAUAUUGUAGUGAUAUGAUAUUUUAUUUUUAAGUGCAUUUGAAAUCUUACUAGGUUUAAGAUAAGGUUUAGUUUUCCCUGAUCCGUCCAGUUACAGACCUUAUUGUUAUUUAUUGUAGCUUUAAGCGGUAUUCUUAUUUUUGUUAAGCUUAUGUAUUAAGGUGAUAAUAAUUAUGAUUAAAUUAUGUACUUAUUAUAAUACUACUGUUUUGUGCCUCCGGCGUGCCUUUCCUAUACGUUAUACAUAUCUACUAUACAUACAAUGAAUAAUGUAUUAUGUAGUUGAUAAAAUCUAUUGAUUCCUACGGAUAUUUAGGAAUUGAUAAUUUAAAUUCCGGCAAAUGUACCUAAUAGUUUUAAUUUCGUUACAUUGACUUUAUUAUUAUUUAUUAAUGACCCAAGUUAGAAGCUUCUGCAUUUUUCAAUAAAUUUUUUGCAACAUUCGAUUUCAAAUUAAUGUUUUUGAACAUGGGAUUCCUUUAAGUAAAACAAAAAACUAUUUUCAAAAGAUAUUCUUGUUUAAAUUUUAAGUAAAUAAGUAUGUACGGUUUUACACAAAUUCAUUUAUAUGUAUUUGAAUUAUAAAAGUGCAAUAAUAAAAAAUAGUUACACAUUUGUUAUGAUGACCUUAAGGGUGAUUUUGUCUACAAAUACCUGCUGUUCAUGAUUUAAUACCAUCAUUAUUAUUUUUACAACCAAAUUUGAAUAUACUUCUAUUUAUUAAUUAGCCUGAAAGCAGGUAUGGUUUUCUAUGCAUACCUACCUAUCUUAUUUAUUUCAUAAUUAUAAGUACAGGGUGUGUGACACAUAAUAAUUAUCGUCACUAAUCCGAUCUUAAUUUAUGUACCAUUACUCUCUUCACAGAGAAGUCGUCUCCUCACACAGAUUUUCUUGUUUCAAUUCUCAAUGAACAUAAUUACGAUGUCACUUAGCUAACAAUACGUCUUAUAGUAUCAUUGUAAUAAGAAUAACUUUGUAACAAAAAUUGUACUUAAUCUGAUCUUAUGACAUGUACUAUCGGCAAAAGUGUUAACUACCCAUUGCCGGUCAUGUCGUCUCGUUCUAUCGCAAAGACUAACCAUUUGAUGAGAGCGAGAGCAAAAACGGAAAUGGAUAGUUAACAGUGUGGCCGUGUGUACGUACAUGUUACUUUAUUGUUUUAAUAUCAUUAUUAGAAAAAAGAAAAUCUUUCCUAUUUUCUUUUCCAGUUAAAAAUUCCAUUGUUAUUACAUAUUUGGGAAACAGUAUCACUGUUUAAGUUUAUGCUCUAUCUUUUACACCCUGUAUAAAGAAAAUUGGUCAUAUAUUUUAUGUAUAUCACGCCAAAGAAUCAAUAUGUAAACUUGGUCGCAUAUACUUCAUAUCUAUGUAUUUGAAACUACAUGAACAUUAUUAGAAAAUUAAGCUCCUGUUUCACAAAUAUCUGAAUGAAAUGAUUGUUUCGUAUCAAAAUAAACAAGUUAAUUGAA
Ostrinia nubilalis (European corn borer) is the source of this 3039-nucleotide messenger RNA. Its product is annotated as homeobox protein aristaless-like. Gene Ontology annotation, molecular function: DNA-binding transcription factor activity, RNA polymerase II-specific; RNA polymerase II transcription regulatory region sequence-specific DNA binding. The transcript has 5 exons. NCBI's taxonomy places the organism in Eukaryota, Metazoa, Arthropoda, Insecta, Lepidoptera, Crambidae. The coding region runs from base 271 to 1332 and encodes 353 amino acids. The record is from RefSeq and is a predicted model, not a curated record. Gene Ontology annotation, biological process: regulation of transcription by RNA polymerase II.